AAAAGGAACAAAUUAACACGUAACUGACACAAAAAACACAAAAUGUCCUCUUCGACGCUGAGAGAUCAACCCGGCACUUCCAAAGAAUCAUUCGAGGACUUCUAUACCGAAGUGAAAGAAAUUGAAAAACGCGAUUCAGUACUAACUCCUACUCAACAAAUUGAUCGUUUACUUCGUCCAGGUUCCACAUACUUCAAUCUUAAUCCUUUCGAGGUGCUGCAGAUUGAGCCAGACGCCGAGGUGGCCGACAUAAAAAAACGUUAUCGUACCCUCUCCAUACUGGUACAUCCAGACAAGAAUCCCGAUAACCAGGAGCGCGCUCAAAUGGCAUUCGACAUUGUUGCUCGUUCCUGGAAGAUAUUGGAAAACGACCUAACACGCAAAAAGUGUUUGGAUGUGUACGAGGAAGCCAAAGGCCGCACAGAUCAUAUGAUUGCUGAAAAACGUAAAAAGCUCAAAAAGGAAGGCAGAUCCUUUGAGCAAAUACCUGAAGACGAUCCUGCCAAGUAUAAACACGCCAUUUACGUAAUGGUAAUGAAACUCUUUGCUGACAUGGAACGGCGAAGGCAAAAGCUUGAUCAGCGCGACCAGGAGGAGCGAAAGCGAAAGCGCGAAACCGAAAUAGAGGAAGAGGAACGCGUCAAAGCGGAUCGUGAGUGGCAGCAAAAUUUUGAGGAAUCUCGUCAAAGCCGUGUGAACAGUUGGCACGAUUUUCAAUCCGGCGCUGGCAAAUCGAAGAAGACAAAAAAGCAAAAGCAUAUGACCGGCAUGAUGGUGCCCCCAAAGUUUAAACCUGAGACGCGAUGAAAUCUGUUUGCGACCGUCGCCGUUAACCGCCCCAUUAUUUUACACAUAUAUUUUUACAUUUUUAUAAGUAUCCUUUGGAGUUGUAAUAAUUGACAUGAUCAUAAUAUGUAGUUUUAGGAAAACAAA
Drosophila navojoa is the source of this 933-nucleotide messenger RNA. Its product is annotated as dnaJ homolog subfamily C member 8. The record is from RefSeq and is a predicted model, not a curated record. Lineage: Eukaryota; Metazoa; Arthropoda; Insecta; Diptera; Drosophilidae. Gene Ontology annotation, cellular component: nucleus.